CACGCUCGCUUCUCUACUCCUACGAUUUCCCAACCCAGAUGUUGCUCUUCUACCCGACAUCGGAUCGAUGACCCUUACACAUGUUUGCUGCGUCGGAUCUGCCAACUACGGUGUAUGGCCUGUCCCAUGCGUGUUCCACGUAGCAGUGGGCCAAGCUAGGUUGUGGGCUCGCUUGACUGCACGCCAUGUGGUGAGCUAAUCUGCAAGUUUGGCCAGAGAGGUGGGAUAAAUGUAGACGGCUUCGCUUCUCGUCUUCCUCUUUCAGGAUCUGUACCUUCCGUGCUCCCUUCACCUCCUUCAACAUGGCCGUUCUACCCAAGUUCAGGCCCGGAUUCCGUCGAACCACGACCGACGACGUGGCCGGCUCUGUUGCUAUGAGCCCAAUGACGGAGAAUGAGAAGCACGCCGCUACCAGCAGUGCUGAGGGACCACGUACGAGCAAUGGCGAUGCAGAGGCGCCAGCAGCAGAACUUCCUACUGAGGAUGCUCAGCGAGGUGUCCAGAACGUGGAAGCGAUUACGCUGACGUGGUCAAAGAAGGCUCUUGUCGCAAUCUUCAUCAAUAUGUGGUUGCUUUACUUCGUCAAUGCAUUCCAGUCUUCAAUCCUGUACAACCUGGUGCCCUUCGCUACCAGCGAUUUCGAGACACAUUCCCUACUGACGGUCAUCUACAUCGUUGCCAACGCCAUGUCAGCGGCCGUGUACAUCCCACUCGCCAAGAUGCUCGAUCUAUGGGGUCGAGCUGAAGGGUUCCUUCUCAUGAUAGCUUUCGCUACUCUGGGGUUGAUCCUGAUGGCCUCAUGUGGCAGUCUCUCGACGUUCUGUGCUGCGCAGGUAUUCUACUCAAUCGGCUUCGGAGGCAUGACUUACAGCAUCGAUGUCAUCACGGCUGACGCGUCCAAACUGAAGAAUCGAGGGCUAGCAUAUGCUUUUACCUCGUCGCCAUACAUGAUCACGGCGUUUGCCGGCGCCAAAGCAUCAGAGGACUUCUACUAUAACAUCAGCUGGCGGUGGGGCUUUGGCUGCUUCGCAAUCAUCUUGCCCUUCGUGGCUGCACCGUUGUAUCUCAACUUGAAGUACCACCUGCGCAAAGCCGAGAAACAAGGACUUCUCAAGCGGGCUAAGAGCGGCCGUACAUUGACCCAGAACAUUUGGCAUUACACCCAAGAGUUCGACGCUGCUGGUGUCUUCCUCUUCGCCAGCGGUCUGACAGUCUUCCUCCUUCCCUUCACUCUCGCAGACAGUGCUCCCAACGGCUGGUCGACAGGCUAUAUCAUUGCGAUGAUCGUCGUGGGCUUUGUCGUCCUCGGUCUGUUCGGCUUGUAUGAAGCCUUCGUCGCGCGCACCCCCUUUUUGAGCGUCAACCUCCUCGCCAACCGCACCGUCAUUGGCGCCUGCCUUUUGGACUUCACAUACCAGGUCAGCUACUACUGCUGGAACAGCUACUUCACGAGUUUCCUGCAGGUCGUUAACAACCUGUCGCUUGCCGAGGCUGGCUACGUGGGAAGCACAUUCGACGUCGUCUCGGGCGUGGAGUUGCUGGCCGUUGGAUUCUUGAUUCGCAAAACGGGCUACUUCCGCUGGCUCCUCUUCGUCGCUGUCCCAUUGUACCUCUUCGCGCAAGGAUUGAUGAUCUACUUCCGCCGUCCGAACCAGAAGAUCGGAUACAUUGUCAUGUGCCAGAUCUUCAUCUCAAUCGGCGGUGCGAUCUUCAUCAUCGUCCAGCAGAUCAGUAUCCUCGCGGCGGCAGACCACCAGCACGUCGCCGCCGUCCUGGCCCUGUUGUAUGUCGUUGGCAACGUUGGCGGGGCCGUCGGGAACACGAUAUCCGGCGCGAUAUGGACAAACACGUUCGAAAAGGCGUUGGAGAGGUAUCUGCCGGCCGACGCCCAGAGCAGUAUCGAGGAUAUCUAUAACAGUCUCGACGUGCAGUUGAGCUAUCCCGUCGGCAGUCCCGAGCGCUUGGGCAUACAGGAGGCCUAUGGGUAUGCGCAGGCUCGAAUGCUCGCGGUGGGCACGGGAUUGAUGGGUCUGAGUUUGAUCUGGAUGUUCAUGAUCCGGAACAUCAACCUCAAGAAAGUAGACCAGGUCAAAGGUACCAUCUUUUAAAGUAGGACCAUGAUGGAAGACUGGUGCGUGUCGCCGUUUCCGGAGGUGAAAAAGGUCUGAAAUACUCGGCAAUCCAACUUCGGAUCCUGGCAAAUACAGUCAGGUAAUCGAGACGACGUAUAUUGAGAGUAAUGUGGAAGGGGUUCAAAGGACAGGGACCAUAAAGUGAAUCAGGGCGGUGGUAUAGUAUCAGCGACGAGAAUGAUCCUUCUGCCAGCCUUCAUCUGGGAUAGAAGAAGACCAGACGAAAGAUAAAUUCAUCGUUGAAAUCUGAUAUAAAGAAAAUUCUCCAGCUUGCUCAGCAAUCUUGUCCAAAGGUUCUUGCAAGUGAUCGUAUGCUACUACGUAGUCAUUCAUACACAUCAACCUCUGGACCAAGCAGAAAGCGAGAUUAGCAUUCAAAGGGGGAAUGAUGCAAAACAAUAGGGCCAUGGCCCUCAAUUGAAUCAACGUUGUCAGCCUUGACCUCUACAGUGCUUCAAAGGAAAUUGCGAGAUAGCCGUCACCAAGGAAAAAGAAAACACCCUCUUCGCAUUCAGUAUGGUAUGUCCC
This is a messenger RNA of Exophiala xenobiotica, 2660 nucleotides long. RefSeq lists its product as uncharacterized. The record is from RefSeq and is a predicted model, not a curated record. Gene Ontology annotation, biological process: transmembrane transport. NCBI's taxonomy places the organism in Eukaryota, Fungi, Ascomycota, Eurotiomycetes, Chaetothyriales, Herpotrichiellaceae. The transcript has 4 exons. Bases 303 to 2108 code for a protein of 601 amino acids. Gene Ontology annotation, molecular function: transmembrane transporter activity.